UUUUGAGGCGUUAAAAUAAGGGCGAGGUCAAGGGAAAUUCUGGUUAAAUAAUCGAUUUUUUUCCACCACAAUGACAGACUCGAAGACAGACUCCUCAGCUCGGCAAGGGUCCUUUCCGUACCAUAAAAAUAAUCCACAAUGAAAGCAGACUGUGGGCAGGGAACAGGACAAUGUGUUUGCUCUUAAGUAGAUCUGAAGCUGUCAUCCUGAGCUGUGUUGAGACGACGGCUCAAUCCCUAAACGCCCGGAUGAGAGCAGCAGGCGACAUUGAGGGCAACAUGGUCGCAUGAGACGAGGGCAACCAUUCGGGGGGGACGACAGCCACUGCUGGAAUCCGUGACAUUUUCGACGCAACCCACGGAGAGCGGUUCUAGGAAAAUACAGGCAGAGAUAUAGGCGUGGAGGCGGAGAGGAACGGCACAUUUCCCUUCGUGAGUCCUAUUUCGUUGUACUGUCAUUUUGUCUCUGACAUUCAUUCAUCUCCACCACUUUCUCAUCUUCCACUGAUGUGAGGAGACAUGAAGGUGAAGGAACGUGCAGACCAACUGUCAAGCUCUAAGCUAUGGAAUGCUCCCUGCACCCGCCAUCACUAGUCUCCAAUCUCUGGACUGAGCUCCAAACGCUUAGUUAGCAGCUGUGCUUCUCCCCUCGAACUCUUUAUAACAAGGGGACGAAGAAAAGGAGUGGGCUUACCAAGUCCUCUGCUAAAAACGCACAGAGCACUUCUUUUUUUAGAAUAUUUAAGCUAGUUUUUUAAUUUGGUUUUCUCCGUUUUGGAUUUUUUUCUGGUGAAAUCAUAUCAAGAUGGAUCUGGAACCGUAUCUGUGGAUGGUCAUUGUUGGCUUCAUCAUUGCCUUCAUACUGGCCUUUUCAGUGGGUGCCAAUGAUGUGGCCAAUUCUUUCGGCACAGCGGUGGGGUCCGGUGUGGUCACAUUGAAGCAGGCCUGCAUCCUGGCAUCUAUCUUUGAGACACUGGGCUCGAUGCUGCUGGGGGCCAAAGUGGGUGAGACGAUUCGAAAGGGCAUCAUAGAUGUCAACCUGUACAACGAAACUGUGCCCAUACUCAUGGCAGGGGAGGUCAGCGCCAUGGUCGGGUCAGCAGUCUGGCAGCUAAUCGCCUCCUUCCUCAAAUUGCCAGUCUCUGGGACUCACUGCAUUGUUGGUGCAACCAUCGGCUUCUCCAUGGUGGCCAUCGGCACCAGAGGCGUGCAGUGGAUGCAGCUUGUCAAGAUUGUGGCAUCAUGGUUCAUCUCCCCCUUACUCUCUGGACUCAUGUCCGGACUCCUCUUCAUGCUUAUCAGAUACUUCAUCCUCUGCAAGGAUGACUCUGUCCCUAAUGGCCUGCGAGCACUGCCCCUCUUCUAUGCCACCACAAUUGGGAUCAACACAUUCUCCAUCAUGUACACUGGAGCCCCAUUGCUUGGGUUAGAGAUGCUACCUGUGUGGGCCAUCUUUCUCAUCACUUUAGCUGAGUCGCUGGUCUGUGCAGCUCUAGUCUGGAUAUUUGUCUGUCCCUGGAUGAGGAGGAAAAUAGCAAGUCGUCUAAAGAAGGAGCAGGCUCUGUCCAGGAUCUCUGAUGAGAGCCUGGACAAGAUACCUGAAGAGGAGGAGGAGAGCCCCGUCUUUAAGGAGCUACCAGGGGCCAAAGGCACAGAUGAGGCCGUGUUGCCGCUCACCGGCGGCAGCAGUGAACGGGGCACCCGCGACUCCAGUGGAGAGCUCGCUAACCUCACUAAUGGAGGCUCUGUCCUGCCAAAUGGCAGGGUAUAUGGCCGGACCCACUCAAUGACCAACGGCUGCCUUAAGUCCCCAGUCUCUAAUGGCAGUUUCAGCUUCGAUGGCCACAUGCGCAGCGAUGGACAGGUGUACCACACAGUGCACAAGGACUCAGGUCUGUAUAAAGACCUGCUUCAUAAAAUCCACCUGGGCCGCAUGGAUGACAACGACCGCUCAGGCUCCAACACCGGCCCGGCUGACAACAAUUACCGCCUGCUGCGCCGCAACAACAGCUACACCUGCUACACGGCAGCAAUAUGCGGAAUGCCCGUCCAGCCGCUCAUCCGCACAGAGUCACGCGAGGACAGUGAAAAGCUGGUAGGAGAGGGCGGCGGCAGGAGCAACAGCGUGUCCUACUCCAAAAAGAGAGUACGCUAUGAUAGCUACUCAUCGUACUGUAACGCUGUGGCGGAGGCUGAGAUCGAGGCAGAGGAGGGUGGGGUGGAGAUGAAGCUGGCCACAGAGCUGGAGGGGGUGGAGGAAGAAGGGGCCCCAGCUCCAGUGCCUCUGGACGACUUGGCCGAUGAGGAUCACGAAGAAAAGGAUAAGCCUGAGGUGUUCCUGCUUUUCCACUUCCUGCAGAUCCUCACCGCCUGCUUUGGCUCCUUUGCCCACGGAGGCAAUGAUGUCAGUAAUGCCAUCGGGCCCCUGGUGGCGCUGUGGAUGAUCUAUGAGCAGGGCGGUGUGAUGCAGGACGCUCCCACCCCCGUCUGGCUGCUGUUUUACGGUGGCAUAGGCAUCUGCGCCGGCCUGUGGGUGUGGGGCCGCCGCGUCAUCCAGACCAUGGGGAAAGACCUGACUCCCAUCACCCCCUCAAGUGGAUUCACUAUAGAACUGGCAUCUGCACUCACAGUCGUGUUGGCUUCCAAUAUCGGAAUCCCUGUCAGUACCACACACUGCAAGGUGGGCUCAGUCGUGGCCGUGGGUUGGAUCCGCUCCCAGAAAGCGGUGGACUGGCGCCUCUUCAGGAACAUCUUCCUGGCGUGGUUCGUCACGGUGCCCGUGGCCGGCCUGUUCAGCGCUGCCGUCAUGGCCCUGUUCGUCUACGGCAUCCUGCCCUUCGUCUGAGGCGCUCGGCUCGGAGGGAGAACAGAGGAGGAAGAGAGAGUCAGAGAGAGAGAGGGAAACUUCGGUAAAAAAAUCAUAGCUCAAGUGUCAGGGUUGCAGAUAAAGGAGAAAGAAAUGGAGAGAGGGAAAGGGCAAGGGUGAUGGGUAAGAGAAGGAGAAGAGAGGGAGGAAGUUGCAGAUGGCUUACAGAUGGACUUAGUUGUACUGUGGAUGUGAGGAGGGUUGGUUCAUAUGCUGCCUGGCUCCGUAGUCCAGAGAUCUUUUUGACUCAUUUGAGUUUCUGAUCGGUUUUUAUUUAUUCUCCUUUUGGGUGCAUAAGAAAGUGUGUAACCAUUGUGUUCACUGUACCGUUCAAUCUGCUGUACAUAUGACAGUAAUCGGGAGAUUUCCAGUAACUUUUCACAAGAAUUAUUGUUGUUGGAGAAACAGCGGCAGUUAUUUUCUCUCUUUUCAUUUAAAAAAAACAUUUAUUUAAAAAAAAAAAGACGGCACACGAGUUAAAAUAAUCAAAUAAUUAAUUCCGCACACCUAAACUUACAAACAUACCUGCAGUAAAACUACAUAAUUAUGCCUACAAUCCCAGGUAGCAUAGUUGGUCAAGUACUUAUUAUUAUUGUUCCACAAUGCCAGAAAAAAAACCUGUACAUAUUGUUAUAUUGGAUUAAGUGUGAUUUGUUGUAUUGCGGCUUGCUUUUUUUUUUUUUUUAAAAAGACGAAAAGAUGUGCGUGUGGUCAACCAACCCAUCCAUCAUCUCCCUUUUUAACACGCUAGCCACGUACAACUAGGGCCAAAUGGAAAGGAUGCUUCAGAGAGGGGUGGUGGGACUGUCACUCUGCUUUUUUAUUUUCCACAUGAUACCAUAGAAACCUGAUUUGUUAAAGAGAUGAUUUUUGUCCAGAGCUCCUGUAUGUUUUUAGAGAUGGAUCUCAUAUUUUUUAAUGAUGUAUUAUACUGUAAUUUGUACUGUAAAUACUGUCCUUAAAGAGUUUGGGGGCGGGAAAGGGGAUUUGUUUUUAGCGUCAUAAGGGGCGGCCUCUUCACCUCUUCUUCAAGAUGUCAUAUUACAUAUAGAGUAUGUUUCAUCCUGCAGGCUCAUAGUAGAGUGCACACACACUCGAGGAACACACACACUUGACAGCUGCUGUUUUUCAGAGGUUGGCAGAAGUUUAACGAUUGGAAAACAGUAUUUUAAAUUUAAAGAAAUUAAUCGAACCUGUCCACAACAGAGGAAACUGGAGAUAUUCCAUUCCUUGUGGUUUUAUCGUAUCAGUAAAUUCAACAGUAUUGGCAGACGGUUCAAUGUUUCCUCCUUGAGAAAAUGUUUAGGUGGGUUUCAGAUGGCGAUACUCGAGGGAGGUCGCUCGUUUGAGAGCAUUUUAAGUAGAAUGAGGUUUAGGUGCAGCAGAAGCCAAAACACUAAAACUGAACAGAGACAAAAACACACUAAGGUCCCAUAAAAUGUUCACAUAUCUUCAUCCGUAUGCCUUUGUUUUCAUACAUAAAGCUCAAUUACUGGAGUCAUUUCCUCAAAUUGAAGGCUCCCUGCCAAUGAUUGACCUCUAUACUGUCCAUGUUCGGGUCAUUUCAGAUCUCCCACCGUGUUCGCCGGUCAGAUUAGAUGUCUUAGUCCAGGGUUUUAUCUGUUUUGGUAGCCCUGAACCUGUCUCAUACCCCUCAUGUGACAUAUCUGAGGUUUGUGAGGUAAGUUAAAGCCUUGUCAUGUCAGACAGUGAUUAUGUGUCAUAUCAAACUGUUGUAUUAUAACUCAGCCAGUUAUGCAGAGGUGGAAAGAAAGGGGAUUCAACCCCAGCCACACGUGUAGCUCCUCAAGGCUGGUGUUUUGAAGUGUAGAAGCAUUUAGUCUAUUGAUCAGCUAUGUUUCAAUCUAAGUGCUAAAGGUUAGAUAGAUAUCAUAGGGUCAAGUUGAGGGCUGAAUCGAAGCCCAGCAGGUGUUUUGAGGCCGCUCACGUCACAAAAAUAUCACAAGACUUUUGUCUUAGGAUCAUUAUGUUUGAAUGAGAUGGUAUCGGGGGGGAUAGUACUGAUCAUCACCAGCUUUUUAACAGGGUCACCUGACCUGUAGAUGAACAAAGUCUAAAGCUUUUUUUAUUUGAACAAACUCGAUGCCAGGUGUUGCAAGUUCUUUUCCUUCUUGUGGUGUGUUUCCUAAUUUCAUUUUUAUUUCUCAUGAACAAAUCUAUGCUUAAGUAGCCACUUGCCUUGUAACAUUGUGUUUUACUUUUGUGCAGAUACAGUAAAAUUAUUAAGUACUGUGGUGUUUACAUCGUAACCAUAUUGUAGAGUAUCUGAAAAAAAACUGUUGCCUAAUGAUGCCAAUGAAAGACAAACUAUUAACCAUGAAUUUUUAAGUGCAAGUAAAAAAAAAACCUGAAGUGUCUAGAGAGAGAAAGAGAGCACGAGCAACCGUGCGUGCGAUGACUUUUUGUUUUAGUAGUAGUGCUAAUCGUGAUCCCCGUCACUUUACACUGCUACUACAGUGUGUUAACAGUACAUGUAUGGGUGGAAUUCCGUAAUGAAGAGAAUGACUAGAGAAAUUUCAUCAAGACUAUAUAUUUUUCUACCAUAUCUGAGUUUUAACCUGGGCGAGCUUCCAGACACUUUGGAGGACACACUGUGGGGUUGAUGGGAAAUUGGGAAACAUGGACUAGUUGUUAUAAGAUCAGUGAUACUGAGAAAUGGUCUUAUUACAGGGUGUCUCGCCUCGCUGGUGCCAUGUGCCACACUUCCACUAAACCCAGUGUGUUCCUCUAACAUGUAGAUUGACGUGUCGGUUGCCAAUAGAUCAGAUUUUUAAAUUACCAUUUUUAUUUUUGAAUUUUAGAUGAAAACACUUUGUAAUUUUGUUUCCCUACUGCUUUGAUCAUGAGCUGUGAGAGCAGGACAGCAUCUUGCUAAAACCAGGACGACUGCUCGCUGAAGGCGUAAUGUAGAAGCAAAAUCUCUGUAGUUGGAAAAACUUCCUUGUUUUGGCAAGUAACCACUCUUGAAGCUCAUACCCUUUUACUCUUCCACUGUGUGUUACACAGGGGGCUGCACAGAGCUGGUGUUUUCAAUUUCUGUUUGUAGUCUUGUACAGUAAAGGUGCCAGGAGGAAUUAAAUUGUAAAAAGAAAUCUCAUGAUGCACAAGAGGUCUGGCCUUGUUUCCCAAAACAUGAAAGAUCUACAGCUUGUAGAAGAUGUGUUUCCCCAUUGUCUUUAAGCGAGCAAAUGUAACUAACUGCUGAACAGCAGCCACAAGUGACAACUACGAGAUAGUAGUAAAUGUGCAAAAGGCUUAAAGUAUGCUGUAACAGAAGCAUCAUAUCAGAAGGUCAGACCAGACCAGACCAAGCAAGACUGUAGCAACAAAACUCCUGAGUGUACUGAUUUGAGCAAUAGUGUGUUUUAUUGAUUAUGAACUCAACUUUUAAUUUGUAGGAGAAAGAUUUAGUUUAUUUACUUUCAGAAGUGACAUAAUCUCGCUUUAAUGGGUGAAUUGUCGUUGCUUGAAGGUAAACCCAGUCCACACCUCUUGAACAGAAGACACUAAACUUUACAGGGUGCAUAGUCUCUCACUACAUCGCACACAAUUUACAGUAGUAAACACAUAAAGAUGCACAUUUUCUCAUUUUAAAGAGCAACAAGCUAACUGAACUUCCAAGUUAGCUUCUGUUCCACUAGCUUUCUGUUCUCAAUGUAUUUUACCAUAGAGGGAUUUUUCAUGCGUCUUCAAAAAAAGCUAAAAAAAAAGCUGAUACUUAUUUUGUUCAUGUUCUAAAAUAAAUAGGCAUGUACUACUAUACUAAACAGUAAUAUCUGAGCACAUUAUUUUGUUAGCAUGUAACAACUACAGCUACCAUGAGUCUUAGCCGUAAGUGCACAGUUAAAACCUCAUGAGUAGCUGCUGUUGUUAAAUGACAACAGAAUAUUAUUUAUUUAUUCAUGUUUUAAAUAAAUCCAUGUGUUACUGUAUAGGACAGUAGUAGAAACCCAUUUAAGAUAAAUAUUUCGGCUUUUUAGAGGACUGAUGAAAGGCACUGUAUUGUCUGGCUGCAGCUGGUGGACGUUUGUUGCUCGUGUGUAAUUAAGUAAACAAUUAAAUGAAACUGAAUCCACUUUCCUCAUGUUGGAUUAUGAGGUUUAUUUGUAAAUGGUCUGAGGUCAGCCAGCCCACUUCAGAUAUCUGGUUUGUGUUGUAUCACCGUGCGCUGCAGGCUCUCCUUUGUAACUCACACUGUCAUUUUUGUUUUUCCAUGCAUUCUCAGUCCUGAUAGGCCAAAAGGGAUGCACUGCUCAAGCUGGGGAGGGGAAGUGAAAAUUGUUCUCUGGUGGCAGCGUUAAACAUAUCUGAUAGUAAGGGCUCAAACUUGCCCAUGUCAAAUUUUAUUUAAAAUUGCAUAAAAUAGCUAUUUAUAUAUUAAAGCCCCUGAAAACUUGGUUUUCUCAUCUGUAGGUAUUAUUUAUUACGUUAUUAAGUUAAACACUAAUCAGACAUCAGCAAACAACCCUGUGAUGUCAUCAUGUGUGUAUUCAAAUGUUGCUAAACCCUGAUUGGUGCACGAAAAGAUGUGACAUCACCUUUUUCCAACAGAGCACCGCCCACUUCAAACCAGUGUGGAGAGCGCAGACAGAAACACAAAUACAGAAAUCGCUCUGGUGAAAUAACCAAAAGGGUUCUAAAUUUAUGUUUAUGUAAGAAGCUGAUUGACAAGAUGAGUUUUCAGGGCCUUUAAAUGAGUCAGACAUUGAGUUUAAUUGUUUAGUUUAUAUUGUAUCCUGAGAGCCAAUAAUUCCAAUGAUUGUGCAGGUAAAAUUUGGGAUGAUCUUUUAAAAGAAUCGAUUAGGUAUGAACGCAGCCACUAGAUGGCGGAGUCUGACACUUUCCGUCCCCGUAGAAAGGGACAGCAUUUUAGACCAGUCCAUUUCAACUGAUCAGUAUAAAUCAAUGAAUGGUGUGAUUGCCAUUGAGGGAGUUACUGUGCUUUUAUUGCAUUAUAACUGUUUUGUAGAGAAAAACUAGAGAAACAACGUGCCAUUUCUUUCUCCCUGAAUGUGCAAUACAAGCUGUUUCUUGUGAGGGUGCAACUACCAUUGCUUUCACCCAGUGGUCGUGUUGCUCCACCUGCCCUGGUGUAAUAGCGCCCUCUCCUGUUUAUGGAACUAGCACCACCUCACAGAGGUGGAGGGGCAUCAGUUCAGACCUUCAUCUGGAUGUGGCGUGCUGUCUCUAGUUUUCUGGUCUGUUUUGUAAUAGAAUGUGCUCCUUGGCCGGCCUGCAGGCUUUACAGCUCUGUGUUGUCUUUUUACUGUUUACUGCUAUUUAAAUGUCCGGUCCUUCAAAAGUAAAAAAAAUAAUAAAAAUAAUAACAUUAAUAAAAAAUCAAAAGAAACUGUAGCCUGCUUCUACAAAAUCUUAAAGCUCUUCUGAUUUGCAUAUAUCGUACUGUAAUGUUUUAUUUAAGAUUUUAGUGGAAAAAAUGUCUGCAUUUAAACUAAAUUAUGGGAAUUAAAAUUACAAAGAAUAUCUAAA
Molecule: messenger RNA, 8376 nt
Organism: Siniperca chuatsi (mandarin fish)
Lineage: Eukaryota; Metazoa; Chordata; Actinopteri; Centrarchiformes; Sinipercidae
Gene: slc20a2
Product: solute carrier family 20 member 2
Exons: 13
Coding region: 805-2844 (679 amino acids)
Biological process (GO): phosphate ion transmembrane transport
Cellular component (GO): membrane
Molecular function (GO): phosphate transmembrane transporter activity
Source: RefSeq, a predicted model, not a curated record